AUGGCCCUGGAGGUGGAGCUGCAUGUCCACCUGGACGGAGCCAUCAAGCCAGAAACCAUCUUAUACUAUGGCAAGCAAAGGGGGGUCAGCCUGCCGGCUAACACGGUAGAAGGCCUGAAGGACAUCAUCGGCAUGGACAAGCCGCUCAGCCUUCCAGAAUUCCUGGAGAAGUUCAACUACUACAUGCCAGCCAUCGCGGGCAGCCGGGAGGCCAUCAAGAGGAUUGCCUACGAGUUUGUGGAGAUGAAGGCCCAGGAGGGUGUGGUGUACGUGGAGGUGCGCUACAGCCCACACCUGCUGGCCAACUCCAAAGUGAAUCCGAUCCCCUGGGGCCAGAAAGAGGGGGACGUCACCCCUAGUGAUGUGGUGUUCCUCGUGAACCAGGGCCUGAAGGAGGGGGAGCGAGACUUCAAGGUGAAGGUGCGGUCCAUCCUGUGCUGUAUGCGCCACAUGCCGGAGUGGUCCCUCGAGGUGGUGGAGCUGUGUAAGAAGUACCGGGACCAGGGUGUGGUGGCCAUCGACCUGGCAGGGGACGAGACCAUCACGGACAGCAGCCUCUUCCCGGGACACCUGCAGGCUUACCAGGAGGCUGUGAAGAGCGGCAUUCACCGCACCGUGCAUGCCGGGGAGGUGGGCCCACCGAAAGUGGUGAAACAGGCUGUGGAAGACCUCAAGACGGAGAGGCUGGGGCAUGGCUACCACACUAUAGAGGACCCGGUCCUUUAUAACAAGUUGCUGGCAGAAAACAUGCACUUUGAGGUCUGUCCCUGGUCCAGCUACCUCACGGGCGCCUGGAAGGCAAACACGGAGCACGCCGUGGUUCGGUUCAGGAGGGACAAUGCUAACUAUUCCAUCAACACGGACGACCAGCUCAUCUUCAAGUCCACCAUCGACACUGACUACCACAUGCUCAGAGACCUAAUGGACUUCACUGAGGACGAGUUUAAGAGGCUGAACAUCAAAUCGGCCGAGUCCAGCUUCCUCCCAGAAAAUGAGAAGAAGGAGCUUCUUGAUCUGCUCCACAAAGCCUAUGCGAUGUAACCUGCAGCCCCUGCAGGGCAGCGUCCAAGAUGCCAGGGCCACGUCGCUGAGCCCUUGUCCUGGGGAUGGCAUCUUCACAACUCCGACUGGAGCGACACUCUGACCUUCACACCUCCCCGGGAGGACGGGUCUCCACGGCCGGCCGCUGUUCCUGAAGUCAGCGUGCUCGGCGCAGCCAGCCCCUCUGAUCGUGGGUGCGGGCUGGGUUCAAUCUAAAACCUUCUGUGAUGCUGAUUCUGAGCUGG
Molecule: messenger RNA, 1286 nt
Organism: Condylura cristata (star-nosed mole)
Lineage: Eukaryota; Metazoa; Chordata; Mammalia; Eulipotyphla; Talpidae
Gene: ADA
Product: adenosine deaminase
Exons: 12
Coding region: 1-1041 (346 amino acids)
Biological process (GO): hypoxanthine salvage; adenosine catabolic process; negative regulation of adenosine receptor signaling pathway
Cellular component (GO): external side of plasma membrane; cytosol
Molecular function (GO): adenosine deaminase activity
Source: RefSeq, a predicted model, not a curated record